UGUGUCUACACAGUUCUCUGAAGCGUCUUUAUUCGUCGCCAGCAUUUGUACGUCAUUCUGAGUCUAGUUUUACUUGGAGAGCAAUGCAGCCUGGGUGGGUGAGUGUUUGCUCAGCAAUGACACCGCCAGAUCAACGAACCAUCGUCCGUGAACCAGAAACGAAACCGACCGAAGAAGUAACAUCGGAGGGCUACGUAACUCCACCUUCCAGCAUCAACGUUGUUCCUCAACGGAAGAUGCGCGGAAAUGCAACAGUGACGUCGUCCGAGGACAUGUACUCUGCUACGGAAUUUCUCUCGGUUGGCGUUUCACAAAGCGGUCACAAGUUGAAGGUGUACAUCCUAUUCGUGGUGUUGUUCACUGCAGCCGUGCUCAUAGGCUUGGCCACACUGUUCCCGUACAUGCUAGCUUCUACCAGCGUCAACUGGAAGUCCAGUCACAAUUCCUCAACAACUACCUACUCUCUGGAAACGCUGCGUGAUCUGGGAAUGAACAAAGGACAUGAUUUGGCUGGCACGGAAUCUUCAGUCAAGAACACUCGGAGACCCUUUCGUGAUGCACCAACAAACAGCGAGACCAAGCCAAAUGAGGGAAAUUCUAGCAAUGAGUGUGCAAAGAUACCCUGCCUUCACGAAGCCCGUUACCUGCGCGUCCAACCGAAGGGUUUUCUGAGCUUCCAAGUGGAGCCGUGCAAUGACUUCUAUGGAUUUGUGUGCACCGAGGACAUGCUCAACUUGUCCCACCCUGACGCGCUACCGUACAGAUACAUCAGCGUCAACCACGUCUACCGUGCAGCUAUACAACACACACACGAUAUGCUCGGCAUGAUCGACAACGUGGAUACAGCACUGUCCCAAGUCAUGCUCUUCAUCAAGAACUGCACCAGCGUCCAGGACCGCCUCGUAUCGCAGAAGGAUGCCUUUCUUGACGUGCUUUCCAUGGUUGACCUGGAAGCCUUUCCAUACCUGAUCAACGAGAAGCUGACUUCGCCCAUGCUGGAUGAGGCGUACGGAGCAACGGUCAGAUUUCUCGACGUCGCCCCCUUCUUCCGCGUCAAAAUCGUGGACAAUACGCGUGGGUUUGGCAACAUUGUGCUGCUGACGAGUGCUACUGAAGACGCAGCGUCCAUCGUGGGUCAGUUAUCGCUUCACGUGGACAACCUACUGACGACCUGGUGGAAGCUCCGUGACCUACUGCCCGUCCUCUACUCUCAGCCCGACCGAGAUAUCGAGGCUAUGCUCAACAUAUUCAGGGAAGUUGCUCGGCUGUCUGCCCAACACGCUACAAGUUCAACGAGCAUCGUCAGGCUGAAAGACCUCCCAGCUGGCAACCACUGGGAUUGGCAGCGAACUUUGAACGCCAUUUUUGCGAACGUCACUACGUUUACGGACUACAGCCCUGUUCUGGUGGAUAGCCCGGACUACUUCAAUGACCUCGCACAGCUCAUAGAUCAGUACCAAGUUCGCCACCUUCUCAACUAUUUGGGCCUGUGCAUUGCCAGUCAGUACCGUCUGUUCUUCUCUGACCGCUAUUCGAGUGACGCCAGCCUACCUGGAGCCUCCUAUCUGAACAACGUCACGACCCGGAGGGAGCAGCUGUGCCUGAGGCACGCUGAACGCGUCUGUCCUGCCGGCGUGGAUGCCCUCCUGCUACAGUCCUUCGCUGCCGGGUCUUUCACGAGAAAGGAACUGAUCGAGGAACUCAACUGGUGGAUUCCUAUGUUUAAGGCAGCAGUUCUUGAGGUGGUGCCCAAGUUGCAGUGGCUAAACAUGAAACAGAUGCUCCAGCUGCAAGAUCUGAUAGUAGCUAUGAAAGUGGAUCUGGCCUUCUGGGAUGGGAGCCGGCUCCAAUCCGAGGACUUGAGUUCCGUUCGGUGCGAUUACGAUCGCAGUCUUUACCAGAAACAUCCGCUGCUUCACUUUGUGUCUGCUUCUCAGCCACGUCUGCGACGUUACUUCAACAGUCUCACCUCCGAGGUCCCCUCUUCGAGGUCUCCAAGGGGGAGCAGCUUCGAUUAUGAUAUAGUCUAUCGAGGAGAACAACGUACAAUAUUUGUUCCUAUGAGCUAUUUCGGUCAGAUACUGAGGUCACCUCCUGGACAUAGGAAGUUGUACGUGGUGAAGCUUCUUCCUGAUCUGAUACGUGCCGUCAUAAGUGUCAUGCUUGCCAACACAAGCGAUGCUCAUAGCGGAGGCCAUUUCUCCAAGAUAAAGGAGUGCGUCGCUUCCUCUUACAAGGGACAUGCGCUGCACUUUCGAUACGAGACUUUUCUGCACGGGCCAGUGGACUUCUUCAGAGACCUUCUGUCAGACCACUUAGCUAUUGAACCCUACAUAAAGCUCUUCAUGCAGAUCAGCAAAAGCCGAAACUUCCUGUCUGGAUUUGAACCUUACAACAAUUACCACGUCGCUUUCCUGCUCUACGCUGAAAGUGAUUGUCGUCGUUACACGCCGUCGUUCAACCGGCAUCAACAGGACACAUUCCACCUGUCUCCAAUGAGCAGAUUGAACGGCGCCUUGUCCCGAUGGCUUCCGUUUGGCGCUCAGUUCCAGUGUCCCGAGGAUAGCCCAAUGCGAAAGGAUGCCUGUCCUUGGCACCACAGAGGGAAUACACCUCUUCCCAUUGCAACGCUCACAAACCCUAUCUAUAACAAUCACUAAUCAUUUUACGAUAACGCAUGCAGCCACUACAGAACUUACUGUGAGUGACUAGCGUAUCGCGAUAGGAGCACCGCCUACGAGGGCAGCGAUAAAACCAAUCUGAGUGGUCUAUAUAUCGAUUAGGCCAAAGGAAACUACCGCAUAUAAAGUCAGUCAUUUCUUUCUGUGCGUAGACGUAAGUUAUAUUGAGUGAGUGAGUGCUGGUUCCCUAUUGUGUCGUAUUCACAUGUUCUCACAGGAAGCGGCAACACGCUCUCGGUAAUCUUAAAUGAAGUCGCUAAUUAGUGUACGCCGGCCACUUUGAGAGACGUUCAGUAGGAAGAGGAAUGGGACCGACAAAGGAUCUCGAGAAAUAAAGAACGUCACA
Ornithodoros turicata is the source of this 3027-nucleotide messenger RNA. RefSeq lists its product as uncharacterized. Gene Ontology annotation, biological process: protein processing. The transcript has 23 exons. The coding region runs from base 84 to 2660 and encodes 858 amino acids. NCBI's taxonomy places the organism in Eukaryota, Metazoa, Arthropoda, Arachnida, Ixodida, Argasidae. The record is from RefSeq and is a predicted model, not a curated record. Gene Ontology annotation, cellular component: plasma membrane. Gene Ontology annotation, molecular function: metalloendopeptidase activity.